Messenger RNA from Didymodactylos carnosus, 930 nucleotides. Lineage: Eukaryota; Metazoa; Rotifera; Eurotatoria; Philodinida; Philodinidae. The record is from the annotation of a GenBank genome assembly.
AUGCCAUUCUGUGAACUUCGUUUACCAAUCGACUCAAAAACACCGUUAGAAACCAUAUCAAAAUUGAUUAUUUCUUGUUUUGAUCUUGGUUAUGAUCGUAUUGUGUUUUGUCAAACUGAACAUUUGAAAACAACAGCAUCGAAAAAAAAUAAAAAUAAAAAACGUAAAUUAGAUAAUAAUGAUGAUGAUGAUGCUGGUGGCGGCGGUGGUGGUGGUAGUGCCGAGAGUACUGGUGGAUGGAUUUGUCCUAAACUUAUCAAAAUUCAAUUGCCCGAUUUAGUUUUGCAACGCUGUAAACAAACAAAACGUGAAUUCAAAAUAUUAUCUCGUCUAAAUGUUAUUGUGUACGAUAAUCAAAGUCUACAUUUUUUAAAACGAAAUGAUGUUCAACAGUUUGAUCUAUUAUCAUUACAACCGAUUAAUCGUGAUAUUCUUUUAUAUUUACUUAAUUCACCAACAAUACAAUUCGAAAUAUUAAGUUUAGAUACAACAGAUCCAAAUUUAUUACCAUUUCCCAGUAGAGUUAUUCGAGCAACAGCAGAUAAAGGUGUAACAUAUGAAUUAUGUUAUAGUGGAGCGUUAAAAGAUCCAUUUGAAAGACGAUAUUUUAUGGCAUUUGGAAGACAUUUAUCUAAUAUAUUGCAUGGUAAAUCGUUAAUAUUUAGUUCAAAUGCUACAAAUCCAAUACAAUUACGUUCACCACAUGAUAUGAUGGAAAUUGGACAAUUAUUUGGACUUUCAGAUGAGAAAUCAAGAUGUAUUAUAAAUGAAAAUCCAAUAGAUGUAUUAACAAGAUCGUUUAAUCGUCGAAAAACGGCAAACGGUUUGAUUUGGAUGGAGCCUGUUCAAGCAUCAACUUUAUCCCUGACUACUGAAUCAUUUACAUCUUCUACACUAUUAUUGUCAUCUACAUCAAAUACAAUUGUAUAA